GCAAAAGACCGAUGAGUUCCUCAGUUCCAGACUCUUCGCCUCUUCGAGUCUUCGGUUCCUCCGCAGCGUCUAACGGAACUUUUUCUCAUCUUCCCAGCGAUUCAUCCUCUUUUUAUAUCGCAAAUCAGCCCUCUUCUUUCCUUUACCGAUUAAUUCCUCAAUUUCUUCUUAUUUGAAUUAAUAAAAGAGUUUGAAGGCUAUAGCUCAUUAUUCAUCAAAGAUAUCAAGAUUUGAAAUUCCUCUCUUCAUCCAUUUCUGUCUACUGCAGUGUUGCACACUCUAUUUGCUUAUCCCAGGUUUUAUUGUUUCUUCAUAUAUUUAAUUCUAAUAUGCCUCCUAAAAUAAGAAAAUAUGAAUCUGGGUAUGCAAAACGUAAAAAGAAACAAAGAAUUGAAGAUUUAAUAGAAUCUCAAAAAGGAGCCCUUCAUAAAUUUAUUAUAAUAAUAACUUUCAUUCAAUUGAUAUUUUUGAUCCAAGAAAUUGGGAAGCACUUGAUUCUAAAAUGAUUGACCUUUUAGUGAUAAAUGGACCUAAAAGAGACCCAAACAUUAAAAAAGGACCCAAGGAUAAAUUAUCAAGGAGAUUUUCUUCAUCUUUUUACACUAAAAUUUUACCAAAUGGGGAGCAGUGUGAUAGGGAUUGGCUUGUAUAUUCGAAAGAACUUGACAAAAUAUUCUGUUUUUGUUGUAAAAUAUUUAAAAAAGGUCAUGCAAAAGGGCAAUUAGCAAAUGAAGGUUUUGGGGAUUGGAUACAUACUAGCAGUAGGAUUAGGGAGCAUGAACUUAGCAUGGAGCAUGUUAAAAAUUUGACCUCCUGGUAUGAUUUGCGUCUCAGGUUGCAAAAUAAUAAAACAAUUGAUAAUGUGGCUCAAAAAUUACUUGAUAAAGAAAAAGAACAUUGGAGAAAAAUUUUGUUUAGAAUUAUUUAUAUUGUGAAAUUUCUUUCAAAGCAUAAUCUUGCUUUUCGUGGUACUAAUGGAAGAUUGUAUCAAAACUGUAAUGGAAAUUUUUUAGGAUUAAUUGAAAUGUUAGCUGAAUUUGAUCCGAUCACUCAAGAGCAUGUUCGGCGCAUUACAAAUAAUGAUCUUCAUUUUCAUUAUCUAGGUUGGAGGAUUCAGAAUGAAGUAAUAUCUUUGCUUGCUUUUGAAAUAAGAUCUGUUAUCAUCAAAAAAAUAAAGCAAUCAAAAUAUUUCUCUGUGAUACUUGAUUGCACCCCUGAUAUAAGUCAUCAAGAACAAAUGUCUUUGAUAUUAAGAUAUGUUGAUUUAUCUUCUGAUAUUGUUCAAGUUGAAGAGUCAUUUUUGGGAUUUUUGGAAGUGAAUGAUACAACUGGUCAAGGGCUUUUUGUUGUUUUACAAAAUGAGUUAAAAUCUCUCUCUUGAUAUAGAUAAUGUGCGUGGUCAAGGCUAUGACAACGGAUCAAAUAUGAAAGGAAAACAUCAAGGGGUUAAAAAAAAACUUUUAGACAUCAACCCUAGAUCUUUCUAUACUCCAUGUGGUUGUCAUAGCCUUAAUUUAACAUUAUGUGAUAUGGCUAAUGUUUCUGGUAAAGCUAGAGAUUUUUUUGGAAUUAUCCAACGCAUCUAUACAAUUUUUGCAAAUUUUACUAAACGAUGGCAUAUUUUGAAAGAUAAUGUCAAAGGCUUAACUCUUAAACCACUAUCAUCUACUCGCUGGGAGAGUCAUAUUGAUAGUGUUAAAGCUAUAAGGUUUCAAAUAUCAAAUAUAUGUGAAGCUUUACUUCAAAUUCAUGAAAGCGAUAAAGACUCAAAAAUAAAGAGUGAAGCGAAAUCUUUAGCAGAAAAGGACCUUGGUGAUUUUGAAUUUAUAAUGGCAUUAGUAAUUUGGUACGAGAUAUUAUAUGCUGUUAAUGUAGUUAGCAAACAACUACAAUCUAGAGACAUGCUUAUUGAUGUUGCUAUUGAAAAAAUAAAGGGAUUAAUAUCUUUUUUUAAAGAGUACAGACAACAUGGAUUUUCUGAUGCCUUACAAACUGCUAGAGAAAUAGCUAUUGAAAUGAACAUUAAUCCAAUGUUUCCGGAAAGGCGUAAAACUCGAAGAAAAAAACAUUUUGAUGAAAGUUCAAGUGAUGUGUGUGCUACAGAAUCACAAUCUGAAGAAGAAUCAUUUAGGAUUAAUUAUUUUCUGUUCAUUGUUGAUGAAGCAAUUUCUUCACUAACUUCAAGGUUUGAACAAUAUCAACAAUAUGAAAAUAUUUUUGGUUUCUUGUUUACUUCUGACAAGUUGCACUCAUUAGAUGAUCAAAGCUUAAAAGUUUGUUGUAACAAUCUUGAAACUUCCCUCAAACAUGCGGAACAUUCAGAUAUUGAUGGGAAUGAUUUAUAUGCAGAGCUAAAACUGCUGCAACAUUUCUUACCAAAAUAAAAAAUGGAAGCUAUCGAUAUUUUGAAGUGUUUAAAACGUCUCGGCAGCUUUCCUAAUGCAUUUAUUGCUUAUAGAAUUUUGUUAACUAUUCCUGUGACUGUUGCAUCUGCAGAAAGAAGUUUUUCAAAGUUGAAGUUAUUGAAGUCUUAUAUGCGAUCUACCAUGUCACAAGAAAGACUCAAUGGAUUGGCUUUAUUGAAUAUAGAAAGUGAUCUUUUGGAUAAUAUUGCUUACGAAGAUGUGAUUGAAGCUUUUGUUUCAAACAAUGUUAGAAGAAUAGCUCUUUUAAAGUAGUUUGUAUAAUUCAAAGUGUAAGAAAAUUGUUGUAAUAUG
Cuscuta campestris is the source of this 2717-nucleotide messenger RNA. The record is from the annotation of a GenBank genome assembly. NCBI's taxonomy places the organism in Eukaryota, Viridiplantae, Streptophyta, Magnoliopsida, Solanales, Convolvulaceae.